This is a messenger RNA of Pimephales promelas (fathead minnow), 851 nucleotides long. Its product is annotated as trypsin-2. The record is from RefSeq and is a predicted model, not a curated record. Gene Ontology annotation, biological process: proteolysis. Gene Ontology annotation, molecular function: serine-type endopeptidase activity. NCBI's taxonomy places the organism in Eukaryota, Metazoa, Chordata, Actinopteri, Cypriniformes, Leuciscidae.
AAAGCAUAUGUACUAUUCCUCAAUUUUGUGCUCUAAAGCUGUGAGUACUUGUCUCCUUUACUGCAAUGAAGACUGUUGUGUUCACUUUUCUGGUUGUGGCUGUGGUUUACAGCACAGGUGAUAAAAUCAUUGGAGGUUAUGAAUGUUCACCCCACUCCCAGCCCUGGCAAGUGUACCUUACGGAUCAGAUUUACUUUUGUGGAGGAUCUUUGAUUAAAAAAAGAUGGAUCGUGUCUGCAGCUCACUGCAACUUCAUACGCCAACUCGUUGUCCACCUGGGAAAGCACAACUUGGAUGUUACUGAAAACACAGAGCAGCUGAUCAACGCAGAGAAGGUGAUUCGUCAUCCAGACUAUAAUGGUGAGACUCUUGACAAUGAUAUCAUGCUGAUCAAGCUGAAAAAGCCUGUCCUCUUCAACAACUAUGUGAAGCCGAUCCGUCUGGCAACCAAGUGCUCUUCUGCAGGGGAACAGUGCUUGGUUUCUGGAUGGGGCAAAACUGGAGAGUACACUGCCUCUGCCCUGCAGUGUUUGAAUCUGCCUGUACUCUCAAAUGAGCAGUGUAAGGGAGCAUAUGGUACAAGAAUAACUAGAAACAUGUUCUGCGCCGGAUUCAUGGAGGGAGGCAAAGACUCGUGUCAGGGGGAUUCUGGUGGCCCUGUGGUGUGCAAGGGGAAACUGAAAGGUGUUGUUUCUUGGGGUAAAGGCUGUGCUCAACCAGACCUUCCUGGGGUAUAUACUGAGUUGUGUCGCUACACUGACUGGAUCAAAUCCAUCAUAGCUAAUAACUAGCUAUUUGUUCAGCCUGGUCGGCCCUGUACAUUUUCCUAAUUAAAUUCAUUUUAAAACGUG